GCUAUUUAUCUGUCAUGGCUGCGCCCUGUCGAUGUCCAAAGUAAGAAAACAAAAACACAUCCAGUGUCGAGUCAGCGACAACAACGUGCUCAUGCUAUCUACAGCGAGUGGCAGGCAGCUAGAAGAAGGAAUCAUUGGUUUAUAUUUUAACGACACAAGGUAGAGAAGUGACAGACGACGUAGUCAUGGCCUCUCAACGUGCCAAGGAGGCCUUUUACACCAAUCUGACGGGGACCACGCCGUUUGAGAUCUCCCUUGCCGUUGCCAUUGGACCAGCCUCCGAGUUGCUGCGAUGGACCCUCAUCCCAAUUCUGGUCAUGUUGUUUGGGGGCGUGGUCAAAAACAAGUGGUUGGGCUUCGUUCUGGACUUCAUCACCCUAGUUAUCCCACUUCUCCUUGCCUUCACUGUCUGGAGCGAUUUCCUUCAGCGUUUCUUAGUCGUCCUCCUGGUCACCUCGGCAACACUCCUCUUAGCGGCCUACCUCCUCCAGCCGAUGAAAGCCCAGAGGGUGAAACGCCCUUCCAAGGCCAAGACAGUGGCCGCGUCCAGGCCGCUCUGGGAACUCCCCAUGGAAUCGGAACAGCCGCUCUUCAUGACCAUGUUUCGUGUGCACGGAAUGGUGGCCUCGGCCAUUGCGAUCCUGGCCGUUGAUUUCCCAGUCUUCCCGCGUCGUUUCGGCAAGACGGAAACGUAUGGGACUGGAAUGAUGGAUGUAGCUGUGGGGGCCUUCAUGUUCAUGAAUGCAAUCGUGUCCAAAGAAGCCCGCGGAAAACACCAAAAUAUUUUCAGCUGUGGGAUAUCAGGAGCUGUAAAGUCCCUCACAAAGACGGUGGUGUCUGCCCUCCCCCUGUUUCUACUUGGUACAGUCCGCCUCAUCAGUGUCAAGACUUCGGGCUACCACGAGCAUGUGUCCGAGUACGGUGUGCACUGGAACUUCUUCUUCACAUUGGCCGUUGUUAUUGUAGGUUCGUCAGCCUGUCUGCUCUUCAUCCCGACCAGUCUGAGCGUCCCGCUCUCAUUGGCCCUCGCCGUGGGCUACCAGCACCUCCUGACCAAUCACGGCCUGGGACAGUUUGUCCUAACGGGCAGUGAUGGCCGAGGGAGCCGGGAGGGUCUGCUGGACGCCAACCGAGAGGGACUGGUAUCCUGCCUGGGGUACGUGGCCAUCUACUUUGCCGGGGUGUGUGCAGGAAAAUUCCUCCUCAUAAGAAGGACCCUGUUCUUUGAUUGGUGGCUCGCCUUCCUACUACUGAACGUGGUCAACGUUCUGUUGUGGAUUCUUCUCGAAGCGACGUCCGUUUACAUUGAGCCGGUCUGUAGGCGCACGGCCAAUCUCCCCUACAUCAUUUGGACGUUGUCCUUUUGCAUUCAGCUGCUAGUGUCCUACAUGUUGGUCGAUAUUGUGUUGGCGUUAGGAAAAGAGUUCAUCUGGAAAUCUCCUUACAAGUUAUCAGCAAACAAGGUCGCCAAGCAUCCCUUGCUCCCGGACUCCAUUCUCGUCUCGGCGCUCCGGCCGAAUCUUCUCCUCAUCUUUCUCCUCUGCAAUCUCCUGACGGGCGUGGUCAAUAUGUCCAUGGAUACCGUCAGCCAGCCGACGCCCGUCAGCAUGUCGGUGCUGGUCCUGUACAUGCUGGGCUUGUGUUUGAUAGCCAUUGGGCUGCAUGUCAAAGGAAUGAAGCUCAAGUUUUGGUGACGAAACCAGAAAAACUCCAUCAAGACUGGAAUGUGAUGAAGAUGAACUGAUCUGAAUGAAUGGAUCAAGCAUUUGUGGAUUGAUACAUGCCCCCCACCCCACCCCCACGGCUACUUUGCCGUGUUUUCCUUGCGCCACCUACACACUGAACAUAUGCAUCUUUUUAAAGAAAGAAUGUUGCAACCUGACGCCACUUCGGUUGUGUACAAAGUGUAUGGAGAGUCUAGAAAAUUUCCUCACAAAAUUGGAAAUGUUUCUCAGUCCCAGAUUCAUGUCUUAUCAUUUUUGCAAUGACUGACCCUCAUUGAGAUGAUAAAUGAAGAAGAAAGCAGUGUCAGGUUGCAACAUUCUUUCCCUUUUAAAUUUUAAACAAUUGUAAUUUAUGUUACAACCAAUUCUGAAAUGAUUUGUGCUAGGAAGGUAGACUUAGUGCUUAAAUACUGUUGUAGGUUACAAAAAAAAUUGUUUUUUUUUUAUAUUAGUGGAUUAAUUGUGCAAGAAUAUUGCAUUGAGAAGUUUGUAACUUUGAAUUAAUGAAAGUUCUUGAAUGUGCAUUUCGUGUCAAAUAAAUUAAAACGAUUAUUGUUCUGCUUCAGUCU
Molecule: messenger RNA, 2293 nt
Organism: Patiria miniata (bat star)
Lineage: Eukaryota; Metazoa; Echinodermata; Asteroidea; Valvatida; Asterinidae
Product: phosphatidylinositol-glycan biosynthesis class W protein-like
Exons: 8
Coding region: 186-1694 (502 amino acids)
Biological process (GO): GPI anchor biosynthetic process; protein localization to plasma membrane
Cellular component (GO): endoplasmic reticulum; membrane
Molecular function (GO): glucosaminyl-phosphatidylinositol O-acyltransferase activity
Source: RefSeq, a predicted model, not a curated record